AUGCGCUUCUCAAAGGUGUUAAUACCUAUUGUCAAUUUUGUGCUGUUGCAAUUGCAUCAAGCUAGCAGCGACAACGGAUGUAAAGCCGACUUUUCGCAGGUGGCAGGCAAAUGUCUUUUAACCACCCUCAAUUUGUACAAUUGGAAGGAAGCAGAUCGUCACUGCAAUUCCUUGGGUGCUGGACUCCUCAGCCUGGAGAAUGAGGCGCAGCUGGAACAGAUUUCACAAUGGUUGAAUGUAACAGAACCUUGGAUUUAUGAGUUCUGGACCUCGGGCAAUUCAUUGGGUCACAAGGGCUCCUAUUACUGGGAGAGUAAUAGGCUAAAUAUCUGCCCUGGUCAGCGGGUCAACCUCAACCAGCUAAUGGCGAUUGUCUGA
Molecule: messenger RNA, 378 nt
Organism: Drosophila innubila
Lineage: Eukaryota; Metazoa; Arthropoda; Insecta; Diptera; Drosophilidae
Product: C-type lectin 37Db-like
Exons: 2
Coding region: 1-378 (125 amino acids)
Source: RefSeq, a predicted model, not a curated record